Messenger RNA from Entelurus aequoreus (snake pipefish), 4303 nucleotides. Its product is annotated as nucleobindin-2-like. Gene Ontology annotation, cellular component: extracellular exosome; endoplasmic reticulum-Golgi intermediate compartment. The record is from RefSeq and is a predicted model, not a curated record. NCBI's taxonomy places the organism in Eukaryota, Metazoa, Chordata, Actinopteri, Syngnathiformes, Syngnathidae. The coding region runs from base 119 to 1429 and encodes 436 amino acids. The transcript has 13 exons. Gene Ontology annotation, molecular function: calcium ion binding.
UGGUGACGGCGGCCAGCAUGUCCGAAGCUGCUCGCGGCUCGCAUUGGAGGCGGCAGGUGACAGCAGUAAACAAACAGCUAGCAAGAAGCUCUCUAAACAGUCCAAAGUGAAGCUCCAAAUGGUGAUGGUGGGAGGUAAAGCGCUGGCCCACUGUGCCCUGGUUCUGCUCAGUCUGUGGCUGUGCAUCCACUCAGUGCCCAUCAGUGUGAACAAGAGCGAAGAGAAGCCCCAACAGGAAGACCUGAAGGCCCCAGAAAGUGCCGACACCGGACUGCAUUAUGACCGCUACCUCAGGGAAGUCAUCGAGUACCUGGAGAAAGACCCUCACUUCAGGGAAAAGUUAAAGAACACCAACAUGGACGACAUCAGGGAAGGCAAACUGUCCAAAGAGCUGGACUUUGUCCACCACAGCCUGCGCACCAAGCUGGACGAGCUGAAGAGGGAGGAGAUGACCAGGCUGAGGAUGCUCAUCAAAGCCAAACAUGACAUGGCGGCAGGAGACGGCUGGAAGGUGGACCACCAGGCUCUGCUGAAACAGUUUGAGCACCUCAACCACGACAACCCGCACUCGUUUGAGAGCGAGGACCUAGGCCGCCUCAUCCAAUCGGCCACACAGGACCUGGAGAACUAUGACAAGGAACGCCAUGACGAGUUCAAGCGCUACGAGAUGUUAAAGGAGCACGAGAGGAGGGAGAAGCUGAAGAACAUGACGGAGGAGGAGCGGAAGAAGGAAGAGCAGCACCACCAGGACAUGAAGAAGAAACACGCCGACCACGACAAAAUCAACCAUCCUGGAAGUGAAGACCAGCUAAAGGAGGUGUGGCAGGAGUCUGACGGUUUGGACCCGGACGACUUUGACCCAAAGACCUUCUUCAAAAUCCACGACAGCAAUGGAGACGGUUUCUUUGACGAGAACGAGCUGGAGGCCCUCUUUGCUAAAGAGCUGGAUAAGGUCUACAACCCCAAGAAUGAAGAAGACGACAUGGUCGAGAUGGAGGAGGAGAGACUGCGGAUGAGAGAGCAUGUGAUGAACGAGGUGGACACCAACAAGGACAGACUGGUGUCGCUAAGUGAGUUCCUGGCCGCCACAAAUAAAGAAGAGUUUCACCAAAAGGAAGAGUGGGAGACCUUGGAGCAGAACUCCAUGUUCACAGAGGAGGAGCUGACGGCGUACGAGCAGCAGCUGGCCAACGAGGAGAAGAUGAUCAUAGACAAGGCGGCUGACCUGCAGAAGCAGAGGGAGGAGCUCCAAAAGAAGCAGGAAGAACUAAACGCUCAGAAGCACGAUCUUCAGCAGGCUGUGGAUGAUCUGCAGAGGAGGAAGGUCCAGGGCUUAAAGUCAGAGGACACAGCGGAGUCUGUAGUCGCUGGAGGCGGACCGGCGCUAACCAUCCAACAACAAGACCCACCUGUGCCUGGACAGUCUUAACGGGCCCAGCUGGCAGGGAGUGUGCAUGUGUUUGUCUCGACUGCAAUGUUUCCUCCUUUUCCUGUAUUUCUCUUCUUUUAACACCACUGGUUUAAGACAGGCCGACAUGAGCCAAUACUGCAGGGGUGUCCAAAAGGUACUAUUGGCAAUAUUCUACACAAAAUGAAACAUGGUGGAGGAGGAUUAGGGCCGCAUUGGGGGGAAAAAAGGUCACAAAGCUAUCAAAAUUAUCAUAAUUCUUGAAAUACAUUUAACAGCUUGUCUUACACUGGAGUAGUUUAAGUGUCUUCAGUAGAAAUUAAAAUAUAUAAUAUAUACGUAUAUAUAUACACACGUAUAUAUAUAUAUUACAUAUAUAUUAAAUAUAUUUAUUAUAUAUAUCGUAAUGUGAGAAAAUAUGGAAAACUUUAAGGGAGUAAAUAAUUUUACAAGGUUUAUAUAAUAUAUAUAUAUAUUACAUAUAUUAUAAAAUAUAUAUAUUACAUAUACAGUAUAUGAUAUAUAUAAAAUAGCGUCUGUGUGUAUAAAUAUACAUAUAAUUAUAUUAUGUAUAUAUAUAUAUAUAUAUAUAAGUUAAAGUUCAAGUACCAGUGAUUGUCACACACACACUAGGUGUGGCGAAAUUAUUCUCUGCAUUUGACCCAUCACCCUUGAUCACCCCCUGGGAGGUGAGGGGAGCAGUGGGCAGCAGCGGUGGCCGCGCCCGGGUAUCAUUUUUGGUGAUUUAACCCAAUUCCAACCCUUGAUGCUGAGUGCCAAGCAGGGAGGUAAUGGUUACACACAAUUAUAUAUUUAUAAAAUAUAUAUAAUAUAAUCUCUCUUGUAUGUUUCCUUGAAUGAGGGAAAGUUUGGACACCCUUUCAGUUUGGAACAAACCUGUUUUCUGUACACUGCCAUCAUGCAAACUCAGAAGAAUGUAAUUGAUUUCAAAUAUGUAUUUAUUCAUGCCAGCUAAUGGCGUUUUACGCCUAAAGUCUGACAAUCAUGUAGCUGAUGGAAGAAUUGUCUUUAUUAUUAUUUUUAAAGCGGCCGCCAAACUGCACACCUUUUGAUUUAUUUACCACAAAGUUUUCGUUUGGCUUUUAUUGUUCUUAUACAGUUCAAUAUAGCUACCGUUGUCAUGACAACCACAGCAAUGAAGACUACUUUAAUACCAAUGUCUUGUGCAACUAGCACUUCCUGUACAUUCCACCACGUCAUGUCUCCCCGUGGCAAUAAAGUGAACGAGGCUGCAACUUUUCACACGUGCGUACGAACCAUCACCAAAAUCCUCACUUAGCAGUCCAGCGACGUCCAACACAGGCGGCGCUAGCGCUACUGGGCGUACAUGUAGCCCACGCGCUCGGCGACGUAGGCGCCAAGCCGCACCGGCUGAAUAAGUGUACGUUAUAUGACGCAUAAAUAACCAACUGAGAACGUGCCUGGUAUGUUAACGUAACAUAUUAUGGUAAGAGUCAUUCAAAUAACUAUAACAUAUAGAACAUGCUAUACGUUUACCAAACAAUCUGUCACUCCUAAUUGCUAAAUCCGAUGAAAUCUUAUACGUCUAGUCUCUUACGUGAAUGAGCUAAAUAAUAUUAUUUGAUAUUUUACGGUAAUGUGUUAAUAAUUUCACACAUAAGUCGCUCCUGAGUAUAAGUCGCACCCCUGGCCAAACUAUGAAAAAAAACUGCGACUUAUAGUCCGAAAAAUACGGUACAUAGCUAGCAACAUCUGCACACGCAGAAACUAAGUACACUUGUUAAAGUGCACUGAAGGAAGCAUUCUAGUGCAGCACGAACGAGACAAAUAUUUUGUAUAUGCUCACUUUCCACAAAAUGAGCAUUAAAAAAAAAAAAGAAGUGAGAUUUCUGACCAGAGAGACAAACUGGUCGCUGGUCCAACGCUGCAUCAUGUCAGCGAUGUUGACCAGUAUGGCCCCGGGGAUGCAAGGAGCAGUGAUGAACUCACCAGAACCUUCCAGCACCUGGAAUGUCAGAAAUAAACAGGAAGUUACGUCACAUGUAAAUCAGUCAGACUAAGUUAAUAUUGUGGUAUUAUUACCACUGCUUCACUUCUUUUGUAUGACACUUCCUGUUAGCAUCUUACUUCAAACAACACUUACAUUUCACAACUGUUUAUCUCGCGCUCUGCAACUAAACGACCUCCAACGCUUCAAUUGAUGCCAAGCUAUUUUUUUCCCCAGGUGGGGUCAUGUUUUAUUCCCGGUUUACUUUCCAGUCUCUUCAGGAUUUUAUAGGCUUUUUGUGUGAUUGUUGCGGCCUAGAAUGCCCGAAUUCACAGCAGCUUUUUCAAAAAGCUGCGGCCAAAGUAACGAUGGCUUGAGGCUUUUUUCCUCCACAAUAACAUUUAAACAAUUUGUGAUUUUAUGAAUUUGUUAUCAAUGUUCUAGGUGAUCUUGUUUCCUUAACCUCAAAAUGAACAGAAAAACAACUACUGCAUUGAUGUUUUACUCGUUUUAUACCACACAGACAUCAAAGUAGACACUAGGUGGCAGUAAAAGCACACAAUCAGAGCUCAUCCUCAAAUUGCUGUCAAUUGUUUUAAUUAAUUUUAGCUAAUAAUAGUAACAAUAAGGGGUGUGUAUCUUUGGGCUCCGGACAAUUCGAACCGAUUACAAUCCCUGGGGUGACGAUUCAAUUCAGAACUGAUUCUCGAUUCAACAUGAUUCUCAAUGUAAUAUUUGAUAUAAUAAUUAUAAUGAAACUUUUUCAAAACAGGUUACAGGUUAGAAAAUCUCUUUUUGGUUGCAUGGAGAUGACCUAAAAACAUACUUUAGAAAAUUGAUUAUAAGAAAUAAGUGUGUGGUUUAUAUAUAUAUAUAUAUAUAUAUAUAUAUAUAUAUAUAUAUAUAUAUAUAUAUAUAUACACAUA